Molecule: messenger RNA, 636 nt
Organism: Molossus molossus (Pallas's mastiff bat)
Lineage: Eukaryota; Metazoa; Chordata; Mammalia; Chiroptera; Molossidae
Product: anthrax toxin receptor-like
Exons: 9
Coding region: 1-636 (211 amino acids)
Cellular component (GO): membrane
Molecular function (GO): signaling receptor activity
Source: RefSeq, a predicted model, not a curated record
AUGUCCUUCAUCACCUACUCCACAGAUGGCAACACUGUCAUGGGGCUCACCUCAGACAGAACUGCAAUACAGGAAGGUCUUAGCAGACUUCGAAACGUGGUGCCUACAGGAGCAACAAACAUGCAGGAAGCACUUAAACUGGCAAAUGAGCAGAUUGAAAAAGAGGUCACCAAAGACAUAAAGGCCACCAGCCUGAUCAUCACCCUCACGGCUGGAACACUGCUGCCCGAGACGUACGAUGCCACUCGGAACGAGGCUAACAAGGCUCGUGGUAUGAAGGCGAAGGUUUACAGCGUGGGUUUGAAAGACUAUGACCGAAAGCAGCUGCUGAGCAUUGUAGAGAGUGAACACCAAAUGUACGGAAGAGACGGUUACAACUCCUCUGAUGACUUUGUGAACUCGCUCGUGGAAAAUUCCUGCUCAGACGUUAUGGGAAAAGACACUUUCUUUGUUUGUGUGGCAGCAAGAAACACCAUGAAUGUAACAAAGGAGAAACUAAUUUGCCCAGGACAUAUAUUUGAGAUGGAAGGAGAGAGCGCCGUCAUUGAUUACAGCCUGGACAAUGGUGCAACCUUCCAGAACCUAACAUUGAAAAUGAUCAGUAAGAACUGUGUGAGUGUCAGGGUGGUGCCAUGA